Messenger RNA from Scleropages formosus (Asian bonytongue), 5973 nucleotides. Its product is annotated as phospholipid-transporting ATPase IG-like. The coding region runs from base 583 to 3966 and encodes 1127 amino acids. The record is from RefSeq and is a predicted model, not a curated record. Gene Ontology annotation, molecular function: ATP binding; ATPase-coupled intramembrane lipid carrier activity; magnesium ion binding. The transcript is spliced from 29 exons. NCBI's taxonomy places the organism in Eukaryota, Metazoa, Chordata, Actinopteri, Osteoglossiformes, Osteoglossidae. Gene Ontology annotation, cellular component: endoplasmic reticulum; plasma membrane; recycling endosome. Gene Ontology annotation, biological process: phospholipid translocation.
UCGUUCCGUUCGGGGGAGGAGGUGCGAGAGCGGAGCGAAGAGUGGAAUUGUUUGACAGCGAAUGGAGGGGGUGGAAGAAGAAGGCGCUCGGCAUCUUGUUUAAGUGACUUGAGCUGAUCGUCACGGGGACUGGCGUGACGUCAGAGAGCGGUGCUCGCGGGGCUUUUGUAGCGAGCGAGCGAGCGGUACAGCAACAGGGUAGAACAGUAUCAUGUCAGGGAGCGCCGGAGCCUCGCGCACGAGGAGGAGGAGCAGGAGGCAGCAGCGCUAGUGCUCGUACCGCGCGGCGCGAGGGGGAGCGCGUUCACGAGACGCAAUGUAAGCAGCGUGGUGGAAACGGCGCGGCGAGAAAAAAUGGGAACAAUGUAGCAAAUAAUAGCCGGUGUCAGUCAGUGCAGCGAUAAUGGAUUCGGGUGAAUGAAAAUGUUUCGGAGGUCGGAAUGAAACACAUGUAAGAUCCAGCAGGGCUGAGUGAGAGAAACGCCAUCGGUCGGAGUGAGACUGAGAGACCAGAGCUGCUGCUGCUUCUUCUUCAGGAUCCACAUUCAGAACCCACGCAGGACGUGUGGGGGUAACUGCAGCAUGUGGAGAAGGAGACUCACAUGUCUGUUUGGUGGGGAGGAGAAGCGGGUGGACAGCAGGACCAUCCACGCGGGACGCGGAUCGAGCCCCGUCGCGGACGCCUUCCCGCAGCAGAAGUUCUGCGACAACCGCAUCGUGUCGUCCAAGUACACAAUCUGGAACUUUCUACCCAAGAAUCUGUUCGAACAGUUUAGAAGAAUUGCCAACUUUUACUUCCUCAUCAUCUUCCUGGUCCAGGUGAUAGUGGACACACCCACCAGCCCAGUCACCAGUGGUUUGCCCUUGUUUUUUGUCAUCACAGUGACCGCUAUUAAACAGGGCUACGAGGACUGGCUACGGCACAAGGCAGACAACGAGGUGAACAAGUACCCCGUCACGGUGUUGGAGGACGGCAAGAGAGUCGGCAAGGAGAGCGAGAAGAUUAAGGUGGGUGAUGUGGUGGAGGUGUUGGAAGAUGAGACCUUCCCAUGCGACCUCGUCCUGCUGCAGUCCAGCCGAGACGACGACACCUGCUUCGUCACCACGGCCAGCCUGGACGGCGAGUCCAACCACAAGACACACUACACAGUGCCUGACACGGUGAAGGAUGUGGAAUCACUACACGCAACCAUUGAAUGUGAACAGCCCCAGCCUGACCUCUACAAGUUCGUGGGCCGCAUGCACAUCCGCAGGGACGGCCAGGAGACGGCUGUACGGUCUUUAGGUCCAGAAAACCUGCUGUUGAAAGGCGCCACUUUGAAAAAUACAAAGAAGAUAUAUGGAGUGGCUGUUUACACUGGGAUGGAGACUAAGAUGGCCCUGAACUACCAGGGAAAAUCCCAGAAGCGUUCAGUUGUUGAGAAAUCGAUCAACGCCUUCCUCAUCGUGUACCUGUGCCUGCUGGUGAGCAAGGCUUUCGUGUGCACCACUCUGAAAUACGUGUGGCAGAACCAGCACGGCCAGGACGAACCCUGGUACAACCCCAAGACCCAGCAGGAGAGGGACACCAACCUGUACCUGAAGAUGUUCACGGACUUCCUGUCCUUCAUGGUGCUGUUCAACUUCAUCAUCCCGGUUUCCAUGUAUGUCACCGUGGAGAUGCAGAAGUUCCUAGGCUCCUUCUUCAUCACCUGGGACAAAGACUUUUUUGACCCAGAGGUCCAAGAAGGGGCCUUGGUGAACACCUCAGAUCUCAAUGAGGAGCUCGGCCAAGUGGAAUACAUUUUCACAGACAAGACGGGCACCUUAACUGAGAAUAACAUGGAAUUCAUAGAGUGCUGCAUCGAUGGCUUCCAAUACAAGAACCACAAAUUUCUGACAGAAACAGAUGGUCUCUGUGAGACCGAUGGGCCCAUAACCAUCACCCUGAACAAGGCACCAGAGGAGUUGGAGGAACUCUUCUUGCGGGCCCUCUGCCUGUGUCAUACGGUGCAGGUGAAGGAGUCCCAGCCAGUGGAUGAAAUUGAUGGCGUGGUCCUGGACCAGGUUGAUGGUUUUUCCCCCAGCCCUGAGGAUCAGUGUGCCUUCAUUGCCUCGUCUCCUGAUGAGGUGGCUCUGGUGAAAGGUGCCAUGACGCAUGGCUUCACUUUCAUCGGUUCUGAUAGUAAAAGCAUGAAGAUACGGAACAGAGAUAACAGAGUUGAAGUAUACGAGCUUCUGCAUGUUCUGAAUUUUGACCCGGUGCGACGUCGCAUGAGCGUCAUUGUAAAGUCUGAAUCAGGGGAAGUGCUCCUCUUCUGCAAGGGGGCCGACUCUUCCAUCUUCCCUCGGGUGAGAAAGGAGGAAGUGGACAGAAUACGGGUUCACGUGGAACGCGAUGCAAAGGAGGGCUACCGGACGCUCUGCGUGGCCUACAAGAGACUCGGCAACGAGGAUUUUGCACGGGUGGACGCAGAGCUAAGGGAAGCGCGCCUGUCCCUGCAUGACCGGGAGGAAAAGCUCAUGGCCGUCUACAACCAAGUGGAGACAGACAUGAUCCUGAUUGGUGCUACAGCUGUCGAGGACAGGCUGCAGGACCGGGCGGCCGAGACUAUGGAGGCCCUGCAAGGAGCCGGAAUGAAGGUGUGGGUGCUCACGGGCGACAAGAUGGAGACAGCCAAGUCAACGUGCUACGCCUGCCGCCUCUUCCAGCGUGGCACGGAGCUCCUGGAGCUCACGGUGGGAGCGCUGGGCGAGGGCGAGGGCAAGCGAGAGGAACGUCUGUUGGAACUGCUGCUGGAAUACCACAAGAGAGUGGUGCAUGACACCCCCCCCAGCAAGACGGGACUCCACAGGACCUGGUCUUCACCUGGCCAGGACUAUGGUCUCAUUGUGGAUGGGGCCACGCUGUCUCUGCUGCUCAAUGCCUCACCUGAUGGAACCGGCAGCCACUACAAGAACUUGUUCCUCAAGAUUUGCCAAAGCUGCACCUCUGUGCUCUGCUGUCGGAUGGCGCCGCUGCAAAAAGCCCAGAUUGUGAGGAUGGUGAAGAGCUCCAAAGGCAGCCCGAUCACGCUGUCGGUCGGAGACGGGGCCAACGAUGUGAGCAUGAUCCUGGAAGCCCAUGUGGGCAUCGGCAUUAAGGGAAAGGAGGGGAGGCAGGCGGUACGGAACAGCGACUAUGCCAUCCCCAAGCUGAAACAUCUGAAGAAGCUGCUGCUGGUCCAUGGGCAUCUGUACUAUGUGCGCAUCGCCCACCUGGUGCAGUACUUCUUCUACAAGAAUCUUUGCUUUAUCUUACCUCAGUUCCUGUACCAGUUCUACUGUGGAUAUUCCCAGCUGCCCCUCUACGACGCAGCCUAUUUGACGAUGUACAACAUCUGCUUCACCUCCAUGCCCAUCCUGGCCUACAGCCUGUUUGAGCAGCACAUAAGCAUCGACACCCUUCUCGACCACGCUGCUUUAUACAGGGAGGUGGCCAAGAAUGCCAUGCUGCGAUGGGGCCCCUUCUUCUACUGGACCAUGCUGGGGGUCUUCCAUGGCUUGCUCUUCUUUUUUGGGGUCUACUGUGUCUUCAGCAACCCUGCACUGCUUCCCAGUGGCCAGGUGUUUGGAAAUUGGACCUUUGGAACAAUUGUUUUUACAAUCCUUGUUUUCACCGUUACCAUAAAGCUUGCCCUGGAUACACGGCACUGGACCUGGAUAAACCACUUUGUCAUCUGGGGCUCUUUGGCCUUUUACAUACUGUUUAGUUUUUUCUGGGGUGGAAUAACAUGGCCCUUCCUUGAGCAGCAGCGGCUUUACUUCGUGUUCAUCAACAUGCUGAGCUCCAUGUCAGCAUGGCUGGCCAUCAUGUUGCUCAUCGUGCUCAGCCUGCUGCCCGAUGUUCUGUUGGUGGCACUGCGACGGCCUCGAGGCCGCAACACGCGACAGAUCGCUGCUGUCACACCGCUGUCAUACAAGCACUUGAAGGAACGGGAGUGGUGAAGACUGCACGACGCGUCUCGGAAAAGCCUCCACCUCUCCCGUAGGACCCCACAUCCUCGGUGCUGCCUGUCUGCAUUGCUGCCUAUCUUUUGUUUCCAUUAUAAGCAUUUUUUUUCUCCCUUUUUUCCUUACAAAGGACACUGUGUGACUCCACUGCAGUGUUCGCUUUGCUGACACUGUUAUUUCAUCUCCGAGCUUUGCCGGUUUGUUUCAGUUCCAAAGUGAGAGCGCCGCUCUCUGGAAUGUGCCUUUUUUCCGUUUAUUUUAUGCAAAUGAGGCCGACAGACCCGCACGGACACCGGCUGAUAGCCGCAUUGUUUACACACGGACCCGCGUAGCCUGCACGAAGGGAAACUCUGCGGCUGUCAUGUACAGCUGUAGUUGAAGGAUUCGAAAGAGAACUUUUUUUUUAUUUUCCCUCCCAUUUUCAGAGCCAACAGCAGCUAUUUGUUCAUCUGUGAGGAGAACAAGCAGCGCUCAAACCUGCCGCAGGUGUCGCUGCGAUUCUACGACCCCAGGAUCAGUCUGUCUUUGUCAGGCACAUUGGCACUGGAGACAUGAUGAUGAUGAUGAUGAUGAUGCUUCUUGAUCUUUGCGGUUAAAAAGCCUGCUGCUUCGGCAGCGGAACGCACAGACACCCUCAAGUCCCCUUCACACGCGCUUGUGACUCUUGCACUGAAUUUCGUGAUUGUUCAAUACCAGACCAGCUAAACUUCUGUUCCCUACUGUCAUCAUUUUCUCAUUUCCUUUUCUUUGGGGUUUGUUUGCACAUGAAGUACAUUGACCAUUCCAUUUUGGGCAGGCAGUUGUUGAAAAAAACCUAUGAAUAUGGUUGUUUUUUUUUUUAUUUUUUUAUAUAUCUUCCCUCCUUUCCUUUUCAAAUUUAUGCCAAAAACCUUGUCAGGAAGAUUGAAGGCCAGUGAAUGAAAAUGCGGAUUCCGCCAAAGUACUGUGUGUGUGUGUGUGUGUGUGUGUGUGUGUGUGUGUGUGUGUGUGUGUGUGUGAGAGAGAAUUUCUAAUGGGAAAAGAUAUAUUAACCAUGCAAGUAAAGGUCUGAGCUGAAUUCAUGUAACCUGUGUACGUUGGGACGUAGUAGCCAAUGAAACCCUACCCUUCCUGUGUUUUUGCAAAAUCCUUGUUGUCAUCCAUGAUUCUCGAGUUUCAGCACCUAUCUUCCACUUUCUUCCCUUCCAGUGUUAUUGCUGAACUGUACGUACGUAUGCAUUCGUGACCAGUACGCUAUCUGUAAAGCAUUGCUGCCUCUUCAUCUAAUUCUGUUAAAUGUUGCGGCUCAAGGCCGCUGCGGAGCGGUGCAUUGUGGGCCGCGGCAUCCGACCUCGUGUCCGCCUCCUUAUCGGUACCUCCUACGCCCGACCCGAUUCCUUCCGUUGCCCCUGCCUCGUGCUGUACGAUUACCGAUAGUGAGGUGGGUCCAUACGUUUCUGCCAGUCUGCCACAUAAUAAAAGCUUCACACAUUCCAUUUCUACAUGCCAUUCAGUGGGAUCCCUUUGGAUAUUUUGGAAUGCAUUCAAAUUUUUUAAACUUGUAUGUCUUUGAAAUAUUUCUGUGAUUUUACCUGCAGAUGUUAUAUUUUUACUCCCUUUUUAAUGACGGGAAUGAGCUGUCAGUUCUGUUGCUGAAUUAUGAUGAGAAUGAGCGAUGGGUUUGCUUGUUAAAUUGGCCUGGUUGGAACGAGUAGGUAUGGCUUCCUGUUCCUGCCGAGUAGUGCGCCGGCCCCUGCCUUCUGUGGACCGGAUGGUAAGCGGGCCUUGCUGACCGGGCAUGGAUGCUGUUGCGUUUAUGACCAAGGUCCGCCCUCACUCACCUGAGAUUGGGAGCGGACUUGUGAUCUCACAUACCCGGUAGACGUGAGCUGAUGUUCCCAACUGGGUCCUACGUUGCCCUGGUCUUGAGAGAACGUUUUCCUGGAAACAUUUCCGCUGCACUAACUGUCACCAGCAGAUUUACAGGCCAUUUGCCUUCUCUUCCAGUUAUCAAGGCACCUU